UUGUCGGUUGUCGUUCAGUGCUGACUCAACCGUUCGCUAUAGUGUUCGAUGAAGAAAACGCGGUCGUGUCGAUUUAUUUUAUCAUACGACAAUUCAAAAGAGUCUAAUAGGUUACAGUACAAUUUUUGCAGUUUUAUUCAAGUUGAUUAAUUACACAAGUUUUGCUGUUUUUAUGCAGAAAAAUUUUUACUUGCUGUGACUGGCGACUGAGAUGUAUUAAGUCUUCCAAUAACAAUAUACCACAUCGAACUCGAUAAGGUUAAAAUCUUCGGCAAAAUCUCAAGUUUAUUCUAGCGAGCAUCGCUCGAGGUAUUUCAAUGUAGUGUAUCGUUCAAGAGAUUGAACACGAAUUAUUUGCUUCGCUACAGCUGCUAUACACAAUGGUGCCAGAAUUUUGGAUCCCGGAAGAUCUGAAAGCAAUUUUGCUGAAGGAUGGAGAGUCGUACGCCGAUAUGACCGAGAAAAGCGAACGAUUUCUCGGGGUGUUGAAGAAAUUGAGAAAUGUGGAUCGCUUGGAGUUGUCGCAAAGCCACUAUCUGCAAUUUUUGAAGCUCGGCCUCUACCUAGAGGAGUUUCAGCAGAAUCUCGAUCUUCGGAAAUUCAACCUUUACGGCAAGAAAAUCGAGAGAGUAGCGCCGGAUUCGAAAGAAUUCAGAAUCCGCAUCAAAUAUCUCGACAAGGAUCAUCCGCUACACAAGUCCUGCAAUCUGAUAGAAAUCUUCAACUCCAAGGAUGUCACGAGGAAGAAGUUCGUUCUAAGGGCUAAGGAGGUUAAAAACGAUCAAGUGAUCGCCGUUGCUUAUUCAGAAUUUUGCGACGGUCAUAACCCCGAAAACUCGUACAACAUACGAUUCAGGACGAACAACUACUCAUUUCGAUGCAGUCACUAUGCGCUGUCCCUCAUCAAUUCUCACAAAAUGACCUCGUAUCUGUUUCCAAUUAGAAAAGAGAGUUACGUCGUCGUUGACCCAGAGGCUGAUGGGCAAAGAUGGUGCAACAAGGCGAUCUCGGAAAAUCCCGAGCAGAAGCAGGCGGUGUUCAAUAUCAUACGUAAAUCUGCCUUUCCAGCGCCUUACAUUCUGUAUGGGCCACCUGGCACUGGUAAAACUGCGACUUUGGUGGAAGCAAUAUGUCAGAUAUGGCAUAACACGGGGGAUACCAUUUUGAUCUGCGCACCCUCGAACGCUGCUGCGGAUGUGAUCGCGAAAAGGCUGUUGAAAUACAUCCCGGCUACGAGUGUCGAUCGCAUAUACAGUCGGUCUAGGGAUAGUUCCUUGAUCGACGCCGAUCUUCAAACCUGCUCCAACUGUUCAAACGGACGCAUAGUGAAGGUCAACAAUCGAGUCGUCUCCUCCAAGAGGAUAGUCGUUAGUACACUGUGCACGUGUACCAGGUUGUUAUUUCUGGAUUUGUCGCACUCCUAUUCUUACGUGUUCAUCGACGAAGCAGGACAGGCCACAGAGCCCGAGUCACUGAUAGCCUUCAACGUGAUAAGUCGUCACGGCGAUAGCGAAUGCCAAAUAGUCAUAUCGGGUGAUCCGAAGCAAUUGGGUCCUAGCGUAAGAUCGAAAUACGCGGCGCCUAUUCUGGGCCAAUCUCUGCUCGAACGAUUGAUGAAGCUCGAGCCGUACGUGAAGCACAACAACAACGAUUACGACUCCCGCUACAUCACGAAGCUGCUUCGCAAUUAUCGCAGUCAUCCGGCCAUAAUUCGCGUGUCCAACGAGCUUUACUACGAGAACGAGCUGGUCGCUUGUAGCGAUCAGAGACCCUUUGUCGGUCAAGAUUUUGACACCGAGUUUCCCGUCAUCUUUCACGGCGUCCACGGUUUCGAGCAGAAGGAAAACAACUCGACGAGUUCCUACAACAUCGCCGAAGCGAAGCAGGUGAUGAUCUACGUUAAUCAGCUGAUCGGCGAGAAAAUCGGCGAGAAAACGAUCGGCUCGGAGGACAUCGGCAUCGUCACUCCCUUCGCGCUCCAGAGCAAACACCUUCAAAAAACCCUCAAAAACGAGAACCUCGAGGACGUAUCGGUCGGUACGGUGGAGGUGUUCCAGGGCCAGGAAAAGGAGGUGAUAAUCAUGUCAGCCGUUCGAACCAAGAUCUUCACUCACGACGAUCGCGAGCACAUCGGCUUCCUGUCCAACCCGAGACGCUUCAACGUCGCCCUGACUAGGGCCAGGGCGGCUCUGGUAGUCGUGGGCAAUCCGACGGCUCUGCAGACCGACGACAAUUGGCGGUACUUUUUGAAGUUCUGUCGAGACAACGGAGCCUGCCGCGGAGAGCAGUUCGAGCUGAGGGAGAAGGUCGAGGAGAAGAGGAGCUUCCAGGACGACGAGGGACUGCAGGAGAGGAGCGAACAGUCGAGCGACUUGUUCGAGGAGACUUUCAGUAUUUUAAAGAUCGAUGACGGAAUCAUAAGGAGAAAGAAGAACAAGUAUUUACUCAAUGGAAUGUAUUACGCCGAGCGCGAAUGUAGCAUACUGUGAGAGUUUAUGCGAGAUAACGUUGAUAUUUUUUACAAGUGUACCAUAAAUAAUAAUUUAAUUCUUUCACUGCGUUGUACGAGCGAUUUUACCGAGAGUUCAGUUUGAAAAGUGUGAUUGUGGACUGACUACUUUUUUUACUGACUAUAUGAUAGGUAGUAUGUAGUAGAUAUAGGUCUUGAUAGAGGCGUGCGAGUCUCAAAGAUUGUCACGUUUAUGGUGGAUAUAAGAGUGUAAAACAUCGAAUUGCGAGAAAGAGCUUAGUUUUCUGCAGCCUGGCGUUUUACAUUUGUACGUAAUUAAUGCUCAAAGCUAUGUUUUACUGCAUUGCAAUACUGUAUAGAAACUUUAUAUAUUUUUUGUUAAAUAAAAAUAAAUGCUUUUAAGUCAGAA
Messenger RNA from Nasonia vitripennis (jewel wasp), 2879 nucleotides. RefSeq names its product putative helicase mov-10-B.1. Gene Ontology annotation, molecular function: RNA binding; 5'-3' RNA helicase activity. Gene Ontology annotation, biological process: regulatory ncRNA-mediated post-transcriptional gene silencing. Gene Ontology annotation, cellular component: P granule; cytosol. NCBI's taxonomy places the organism in Eukaryota, Metazoa, Arthropoda, Insecta, Hymenoptera, Pteromalidae. The transcript has 9 exons. Bases 381 to 2489 code for a protein of 702 amino acids. The record is from RefSeq and is a predicted model, not a curated record.